Molecule: messenger RNA, 2353 nt
Organism: Larimichthys crocea (large yellow croaker)
Lineage: Eukaryota; Metazoa; Chordata; Actinopteri; Sciaenidae
Product: heat shock 70 kDa protein 1
Exons: 3
Coding region: 165-2084 (639 amino acids)
Molecular function (GO): ATP binding; ATP-dependent protein folding chaperone
Source: RefSeq, a predicted model, not a curated record
UAUAAAUGAAGCGGCUGGUCUGAGAGAGGAGGCAGAACACAGCAGGAGAUCCAGAGAGGAAGAGGAGAUCCAGAGAGGAAGAGGAGAUCCAGAGAGGAAGAGGAGAUCCACCCUGUUCACAGCAGAGACCACUCAGCACUGAACUACAACCGUCUCCAGUCAAAAUGUCUGCAGCUAAAGGUGUAGCGAUCGGCAUCGACCUGGGCACCACCUACUCCUGUGUCGGGGUUUUCCAGCACGGAAAGGUGGAAAUCAUCGCCAACGACCAGGGCAACAGGACAACCCCCAGCUAUGUGGCGUUCACUGACACUGAGAGACUCAUCGGAGACGCGGCCAAGAACCAGGUGUCUUUGAAUCCCAGCAACACUGUGUUCGAUGCCAAGAGGCUGAUCGGAAGGAAGCUGGAUGAUUCAGUGGUGCAGGCUGACAUGAAGCACUGGCCCUUCAACGUGGUCGGAGAUGCAGGGAAGCCCAAAAUUCAGGUGCAAUACAAAGGAGAGGACAAAACCUUCUCCCCUGAGGAGAUUUCCUCCAUGGUCCUGGUGAAGAUGAAGGAGAUUGCUGAGGCCUACCUCGGCCACCAGGUGUCCCAGGCGGUCAUCACGGUCCCGGCGUACUUCAACGACUCCCAGCGUCAGGCGACUAAAGACGCAGGUGUCAUCGCAGGACUGAACGUCAUGAGGAUCAUCAACGAGCCGACGGCAGCCGCCAUCGCGUACGGUCUGGACAAAGCCAAGACGGGAGAGCGCAACGUCCUGAUCUUUGACCUGGGUGGAGGCACCUUCGACGUGUCCAUCCUGACCAUUGAAGACGGUAUCUUUGAGGUCAAAGCCACGGCUGGAGACACUCACCUGGGCGGAGAGGACUUUGACAACCGCAUGGUCAACCACUUUGUGGAGGAGUUCAAGAGGAAACACAAGAAGGACAUUAGCCAGAACAAGAGAGCCUUGAGGAGGCUGCGCACAGCUUGUGAGAGGGCCAAGAGGACCCUGUCCUCCAGCUCCCAGGCCAGCAUUGAGAUUGAUUCUCUGUUUGAGGGCAUCGACUUCUACACCUCCAUCACCAGGGCUCGCUUUGAGGAGCUGUGCUCCGACCUGUUCAGGGGAACAUUGGAGCCGGUGGAGAAAGCCCUGAGGGAUGCCAAAAUGGACAAGGCACAGAUCCACGACAUCGUCCUGGUCGGGGGCUCCACCCGAAUCCCCAAAAUCCAGAAACUCCUGCAGGAUUUCUUCAACGGCAGGGAGCUGAACAAGAGCAUCAACCCAGAUGAGGCCGUGGCUUACGGUGCUGCCGUCCAGGCCGCCAUUCUCACGGGUGACACCUCUGCCAACGUUCAGGACCUGCUGCUGCUGGACGUGGCGCCUCUGUCCCUGGGUAUCGAGACAGCCGGAGGAGUCAUGACGUCCCUGAUCAAACGUAACACCACCAUCCCUGCUAAACACACCCAGGUGUUCAGCACCUACUCUGACAACCAGCCCGGGGUCCUCAUUCAGGUCUACGAAGGGGAAAGAGCCAUGACCAAGGACAACAACCUGCUGGGCAAGUUUGAGCUGACGGGAAUCCCACCUGCUCCACGAGGGGUGCCGCAGAUUGAGGUCACCUUCGACGUGGACGCCAACGGCAUCUUGAACGUGUCAGCUGUGGACAAAAGCACCGGCAAACAGAACAAGAUCACCAUCACCAACGAUAAGGGCCGACUGAGCAAAGAAGAGAUCGAGAAGAUGGUGCAGGAAGCGGACAGAUACAAAGCUGAAGACGAACUUCAGAGGGACAAGAUCGCUGCCAAGAACUCUCUGGAGUCGUACGCCUUCAACAUGAAGAGCAGUCUGCAGGAUGAGAACUUGAAGGGCAAAAUUAGUGAGGAGGACCAGAAGAAGCUGAUUGCAAAGUGUGAUGAGACCAUCCUCUGGCUGGAGAACAACCAGCUGGCUGAUAAAGAGGAGUACCAACACCAGCAGAAAGAGCUGGAGAAAGUGUGUAACCCCAUCAUCAGCAAGUUGUAUCAGGGAGGAAUGCCCAGCGGUAGUUGUAGACAGGAGGCAGGAGCCAGCUCCCAGGGGCCCACCAUUGAGGAGGUGGACUAAAGUGCCCCUUCAUGUGGACUCUCUAAACACUGAAGCUGGUUAUGAUUCAACUGUAACUGCCUCAUGUUUGUAUGUUUGAAUCUUUUAGAGAUGUGACCCUUCAUAUGGACUCUCAAUGUUUAAUCUUGCACGUCAUGUCUAUAAAUAUUUAUCCUUCUAUUGAUGAUUUGUACACUUCAUAAUCAAAACCUUUCUGGGGAAGUUGUUCAUGUUUUUAUAUUGUUGCAUUGCUGGACUUUGCAAUAAAGAUGGUGAUAAGUAAAUAAUCA